Onychostoma macrolepis is the source of this 3925-nucleotide messenger RNA. RefSeq names its product ADAMTS-like protein 2. Gene Ontology annotation, molecular function: metalloendopeptidase activity; protein tyrosine/serine/threonine phosphatase activity. NCBI's taxonomy places the organism in Eukaryota, Metazoa, Chordata, Actinopteri, Cypriniformes, Cyprinidae. The record is from RefSeq and is a predicted model, not a curated record. The coding region runs from base 310 to 3912 and encodes 1200 amino acids. Gene Ontology annotation, biological process: extracellular matrix organization; protein dephosphorylation. Gene Ontology annotation, cellular component: extracellular matrix. The transcript is spliced from 22 exons.
UCGGUAGCGUUGAUGUUUACACGAAAGUCAUCCUUAGAAGAGCUGCACACAAAAUGCUUUUGAAUGAAUAAAAUCUACAGCGACUGUUAUGAUUUUUUUUAUUUUUUUUUACAAAACGUAUAUAAUAGCCCAGGAAAUGUAGAAGUUAUUAGCAGAAAUGUAGCUAAGAGUCAGACAUUCACGAUUAUGUAUUAAUGUGUAUUAUUUAAUAUAUUGUUCGGAGCUGGUCUGUUUAAUGAGUUUAUUUACUUCCACGUUUUCUCUCAAUGCAUUGAUAUGAAAGGUGUUUGUGUCUCUUCCCAGUAAACCAUGAUAGGAGUGGAGUCUGGGCUGUACAUCGGGUGUGUGUCCGAUCUGAAGGAUGCUCGGAGCCUGACAGACGCAGGUGUAACACACAUACUCACCGUUGACUCAGAGGAACCUGCUGUCCCUGGUUUCCACACCAAAUUUGUCCGAGCUCUGGAUGAUGCGUCCACAGACCUCCUGAGCAGACUGGAUGACUGUGUCAGCUUCAUAUGUGAUGCUCUCAACACACACUCUGAAUCCAAAUCAUCAGCAGUUCUUGUGCAUUGCCAUGUAGGGCAAAGUAGAAGUGCUGCUGUGGUGACUGCUUACCUGAUGAAAACACAACAUCUAAAUUUACAGAAUGCAUAUUCUAAACUCCGAAACUUAAAACCAGAUGUUAAAAUGAAUGAAGAAUUUAUGGACCAGCUGGCACUUUAUGAAUUAAUGGAUUGUAAAUUAGACACCACAAAUCCGUUAUAUAAACAGUUUAGAUUGAAGAAAAUUACAGAGAAAUAUCCAGAACUCCAGAAUAUGCCAAAAGAUGUUUUUGCUGUUGACCCUGCACAAACCCAGAAUGCAGAAGCUGUAUACAGAUGUAGAAAGUGCAGACGCACACUUUUCCGUCACUCCAGCAUUCUCAGUCACUGUGUGGGAAGUGGAGCCUCUGCAUUCUCUCAUAAGAAGACGAGGCUAGUGAGUGAUAGUGAAGAUCAGAGACAGUGCACAUCCUACUUUAUAGAGCCAGUGCAAUGGAUGGAGCCGGCCGUACUGGGUGUUAUGGAUGGACAGGACAGCAGUGAGGGGAGGGAGGAUUUCCAGAGGCAGCCAGACGAGGUAGCGCAGUGGUGGGGUGAAUGGAGCAGCUGGUCCACCUGUUCCCGUACCUGCGGAGGAGGAGUGCGCUCUCAAGAGCGUCACUGUCUGCAGCAGAGACUGACGUCGACCCAAAACAUCAACAGUUCCUUCUGCACUGGACCGUCCAAACAGUAUCAGCUGUGCACAAAUCAGCCGUGCCCAAACAGCAGAAUCAGCUUCAAACAGCACCAGUGCUCUCAGUUCAAUGCCAAAGCCUUCGGCAGGAAGCACUAUGAGUGGGUUCCACUUUAUCCGGAUGAUUACAUCAACAUCUCCAAUAAGCCAUGUGACCUCCAGUGCACCACAACCACAGGAGAAAGGCAGCUGUUGGUGCCUGCCCAUGAUGGGACGUUCUGCAGGGAUGGGAUCUACCAGGGUGUUUGCAUUGAGGGCCAGUGUCAGGUGGUAGGGUGUGAUGGGAAACUGUAUUCCAGUAAAACCAUAGACAAAUGUGGAGUCUGUGGUGGAAACGGAGGUUCUUGUUAUCGUGUCUCAGGAUCUUACCGGAAAGGGAUCACACAGUUAGGUUAUGUGUUCAUAACCAAUAUACCGGUUGGUGCUACUGAUAUCCAAAUCAUAGAGCGGCGGAAAACUGAAAACAUCUUGGCUCUGUCUGAUGAAGCUGGUCACUUCUUCUUCAAUGGGAACAGUGUGAUUGACAAUCCACAGAACUUCCAUGUUGCUGGGACAGUCUUUAAGUAUAGGAGGCCGGCUAACCUCUUCUCUGAUGGCUUUGAGUACAUCAUGGCUCAGGGUCCCACCCAUCAGGCCCUGAAUGUCAUGUAUUACAACCUCAAUGGAAAGAUGCCUCACAUCACAUAUGAGUACACAGUUCCUCGAGCUCUGGAGCUGAGGGCAGCAUCUCCCAUGGUCUCUACACCUGAGCAACCUCAAAUAAGCAACCUGAUGUCAAAGACGUCCAAAGACCCCUCACUGGCAGAGCAGAAGGUGAACACGUCCUCUACGGAGCUGUCCUCCACUCAUAAUGAAAUCGAAGCUCGUAAGGAGUAUGGAAAAAAAGGCAACCAGAGCACUUCACUGGGACCUCAAGAUAAUGUGCAUGUGGGUCAUGAGGAGCUGUUGUGGGAACUUCAGGCCUCUGUAAACUUCAGUGAGCUGCCUGGUCUGGUAUUGUUUAGACCUGCCAGUGAGGUCCUCCAGAACGAGCUAGAUGAUGAAAUGCACCAUCUUGAGGCGCAAGGCAGUUUUGGCCCUGAUUCCAACCUUAUUGAUGGUGAUUCAUCUAGUUCCAGUGACUCCAACUACACAUCUACACCGGUGCUGAAGAGUCUCUUCUAUGAUGGAGCAUCUUGGCCCUCAGGCUCAAGACAGCCCUGUAAAGACGGUUCUGCACUCACGGGUUGUGCUGUACUCAAGCUCAACUCUUCACUGGACAACAGCCUGACACUGGAGAUCUACCCAGGCAACCUGGACAUGCACGGUCCAGAUGGAGAGUCUGUAUUUGAGGGCAGGACUAAUGACUCAACAAGCCACCGGUCCAACCUUCUCCAGCUCCACCAGGUGGAGCCAGUGCAGACCCCCCAGAGCGAGAGCAGUAAUGAGUUUGAGGUGGAAUCGCUAGAUCGUGACAUCAGCAUGUCUGACAUGUACAGAUGGAAAGUUUCUGCGUAUGCGCCCUGCAGCUCAACAUGUACAACAGGCAUAAGCACAUCUUAUGCCUUAUGUGUGAAGUAUGACGGGUCAGAGGUGGAUGAGAGCUACUGCGACGCUUUGACCAGGCCGGAGCCCACACAUGAGUUCUGUACAGGGAAAGAGUGCCUGCCCAGGUGGGAAACUAGUCGGUGGAGUGAGUGUUCCCGGACAUGUGGAGAGGGGUUUCAGUUCCGCACGGUGCGCUGCUGGAAGAUGAUGGCGCCGGGAUUUGACAGCUCUGUUUAUGAUGAGCUGUGUCAGGCUGUGGAGCUGCAGAAGCCCAUCACACGGAAAGCCUGCAAGAGCAAAAGCUGCGGCCCGCAGUGGGAGAUCUCAGACUGGUCGGAGUGUUCAGCGCGGUGUGGUGGUCGUGGGGUGAGGAGCCGCGAGGUGCGCUGCUCCAUGGAGGCCAGACUCUGUAACGAGUCCAGCAGACCGGCCAGCCAGAGAGAGUGCGAAGGGCCGCCCUGUGACCGCAGGUGGACCGUCUCUGACUGGGGGCCGUGCUCAGGGCCGUGUGGGGAGGGCAGGAUGAGACGCUAUGUGGUGUGUAAGAACAGCAGUGGGAAGGUGAUUUCUGAUGGCCAGUGUGAUCCAGAGCUCAAGCCACUGGCCGUGCAUCCGUGUGGAGACAAAAACUGCCCUGCCCACUGGGUGGAGCAAGAGUGGGAAAAGUGUAAUGCCACAUGUGGCCGUGGAGUGAAGACGCGUCAGGUGGUGUGUGCAGGGCUGGAGGGUGGCGUCUUCAAGGAGUUCCCUGAAAGGAUGUGUGACAGAUCCCUCAGACCUGCGGACAGUGCAGCCUGUUUUGAGAGACCCUGCUCCAAGUGGUUCACCACAUCCUGGUCCCAGUGCAGUAAGACAUGUGGGAUUGGAGUGCGUGUGCGAGAGGUGAAGUGUUAUCAAGGAGAAGAACUGGGCCAUAGCUGUGAUUCAACACUGAGACCAGAGGCCAGGCAGAGCUGUGAGGUGCAGCCCUGCACUACUGAGCCACCAGCUGAGGAUGCUUGUCAGGAUAAAGCGACAGCUAACUGUGCCCUUGUCCUGCGGGUGAAGCUGUGCACUCACUGGUACUACAGGAAGGCCUGCUGUCUGUCCUGCAAGAACAAGAGCCAGUGAAGGCUGUCCAGCU